AUGUGGGUUCUGUUUCAGCCCAGAAGGAUAUGGGUUCUGUUUCAGCCCAGAAGGAAAUGGGUUCUGUUUCAGUCCAGAAAGGUAUGGGUUCUGUUUCAGCCCAGAAGGAUAUGGGUUCUGUUUCAGCCCAGAAGGAUGUGGGUUCUGUUUCAGUCCAGAAAGGUAUGGGUUCUGUUUCAGCCCAGAAGGAAAUGGGUUCUGUUUCAGUCCAGAAAGGUAUGGGUUCUGUUUCAGCCCAGAAGGAUAUGGGUUCUGUUUCAGCCCAGAAGGAUGUGGGUUCUGUUUCAGUCCAGAAAUGUAUGGUUCUGUUUCAGCCCAGAAGGAAAUGGGUUCUGUUUCAGCCCAGAAGGAUAUGGGUUCUGUUUCAGCCCAGAAGGAUAUGGGUUCUGUUUCAGCCCAGAAGGAUAUGGGUUUUGUUUCAGCUCAGAAGGAUGUGGGUUCUGUUUCAGCCCAGAAAGGUAUGGGUUCUCUUUCAGCCCAAAAGGAUAUGGGUUCUGUUUCAGCCCAGAAGGAUAUGGAUUCUGUUUCAGCCCAGAAGGAUAUGGGUUCUGUUUCAGCCCAGAAGGAUAUGGGUUUUGUUUCAGCCCAGAAGGAUAUGGGUUCUGUUUCAGCCCAGAAGGAUGUGGGUUCUGUUUCAGCCCAGAAAGGUAUGGGUUCUGUUUCAGUCCAGAAGGAUAUGGGUUUUGUUUCAGCCCAGAAGGAUGUGGGUUCUGUUUCAGCCCAGAAGGAUGUGGGUUCUGUUUCAGCCAUGUUUUCCUCAAUCCUCUUGUUGCCGCUGUAGGUACACGUUUCGUGCUCUGUGUAUUGGCAGGUUGGUUGGUUGGCAUAUCUCCAUCUUUCUAG
Molecule: messenger RNA, 843 nt
Organism: Candidula unifasciata
Lineage: Eukaryota; Metazoa; Mollusca; Gastropoda; Stylommatophora; Geomitridae
Source: the annotation of a GenBank genome assembly